Molecule: messenger RNA, 794 nt
Organism: Sabethes cyaneus
Lineage: Eukaryota; Metazoa; Arthropoda; Insecta; Diptera; Culicidae
Gene: Archease
Product: protein archease-like
Exons: 3
Coding region: 281-754 (157 amino acids)
Biological process (GO): tRNA splicing, via endonucleolytic cleavage and ligation
Cellular component (GO): tRNA-splicing ligase complex
Source: RefSeq, a predicted model, not a curated record
AUUUUCCUAUUAAAUUUACCGGUGCCAAUAUAAAAAUAUUAAGAAAAACGAACUGCAGUAUUAAUUCUGUUAAUAUUCUCGGGAGAUAUAAAAUUUAAUAAGUGGUUUAAUAAACGUAACUACUAACUACGUUACAUUAUUGCUUUGCGUAAAAAAAUUUGAUUCAACUCGCAAAUUUGAACUGCAUAGGCAUACCUAGGUAUUUAAACCUGAGAAUUUGAACAUUCUAAACGUGAUCGACGUCUGCUAUUUUAAACCAAUAUCCUCAUUCAAAGCUGUGAUGGAAGUACCGUUGGAAACGCAAGAACACCAUAUCCCAGAGAUUAAAUAUGAAUAUUUGGACCACACUGCCGAUGUUCAGUUACACGCAUGGGGAGAAACAUUGAAGGAAGCUUUCGAGCAAUGUGGGAUGGCCAUGUUCGGCUACAUGACGGAGCUUCCGACGGUGGACAUUCGCAAGUGUUACGAAAUCAAAACCGAACCUACGGACGAUUUGGAAAAUCUCCUGUUCCGAUUCCUGGACGAGUUGCUGUUUCUGUUUUCGGCAGAACCGUACCUGAUUUGUAAAAAGUUGGAAAUUACGAAGUUUGAUACGGAAAAUUUCUACAUCGAGUGCCGUUGCUACGGGGAAGAGUUCGAACUGGGCAAGCAUCCGCAGGGAACGGAAGUAAAGGCGAUCACCUACUCGGCCAUGCAGAUUCAUCAGAACAUUGAGCCGAACAGGAGUGAGGUUUUUGUUAUAAUAGAUAUUUGAAAAUACCUAUAUGUACAAGAUAAUAUACGUGCUGUUUGGU